AGUUGUUUACUGAGUUGUGUUGCAGUGUGCUUUGCUAGAUUAAAUUGUCUUAAUUAGCUAAACUUUCACUCUAAUUAACCAAACUGAAUAAGAUGGACAGUGCAUUACCAUUUAAAUGAAUAGUUUUUCGCUCCAACAACUUUUUUUUUCUUUUUUCUAGCUAAUGAUUAAUCACAACGGCCAGAAGAUGUUUAAUUACGUAAUGAUAAAAGUCAGGAGACUCACCAAAGAAAUGUUUUGUCAAAUUAUACCCUUGGCUAAAGGAGGUCGGCUAAGGCAGAAAAUAUAAUUGGAAGUGGGAAAUAUAACUUAAGCUACCCCCAAAAGUAGCUAAAACGUUUGUCAGACAUUGACCAGUUUUACACCUCCACGCCGUGGUUAGCUGACACCUGCUAACUGAGGCUAACUACUCCUUACCCUGUUUUUAGAAAAUCGAGUAGGGAGCUACAUUUUUCAACCACGUGUGAAACGACAGUUUCAGUGAUGUCAGUGCUGCUUGUCUAUGUGGACAUGCAGAGGUACUGGUGGCCUGGCUAUGAGAUGCAGCUUCUUGGUGAGCUGCAGAGACAACAAAACAGUGCUGAGUUCUGUGAUACUCUGUUACAAACUGAGGGUAUCUCAGUGCCAACCCACAGUUGUGUCCUGGCAGCUCUCAGCCCCUACUUGUUUCAGAAGCUGUCAACGUCCCCGUCUCCUCCAUGCGGACAGAAGCGUCGACUCCAGCUCCAGUCUGUGAAGGCCCAUACCCUGCUGAAGGUGGUUGGUCUUCUGUACUCUGGGAAGUUAGAGGUAACAGGGAGCCUUCAGCAGAGUGAUGUGCUGGCUGUGGCACGGCAGUUUGGAAUCGCAGACUUAGCUGAAGGACAGAAAGAUGGGAUGGCGAAGGAAGGGCAAUUACAGGAGAAGAGGCAGAGGGCCGGGAGUUGUAGUGACACUGGCUUUUAUGGCAGUGAGAGGGGUGAAAGCAGGAAAAUGUGGGAUGCACAAGUUCAGGCUGAGCUGGCUGGAGAGAGAGAGACCUAUUCUCCAGCUGAAAACAGAAGGUAUGUUUCCACAGGUACACAGACCGUCAAAGCUGUUGAAAAGUCAGUGGAAAGUUUUGUUAAUUUCUUUGGCCAAACUACACACUCGGCCCCAGAGUCUGUGCCUUCUGUAGCUCCGAAUUUGGAUUUUUCUGCCAUGUGGGAACCUCAGAUCAUCACACUUGAUAAACAGCUUUGCUUCACGUCUGGCCCAGUCAUUCCUAGUAUGCCCAAUGGAGCAACAAAUGAUGGAGAAUCUACAUCAGGUCAAUCCUCUGGCAGUGUAAUAAAUCCCAAGUCAAUUCCAGCUUUGUCCAACAACAUGACAGCCUUCCCUGUUCCCCUUACUGGGGACUCAAACCCCUUCACCAGCCUACGGUCAUAUGGGUGUGGGGACAGCACACAGGUGCUGGCUGAGAAAGCGACAGGACUGGAGAAUGGAAACCCAAAUGAUGAGAUGGCUGACAGAAGAGAAAACAGAGAGCAGCCCAGCCAUGCCAGCAGAGAUGAGACUGUAGGAGAAGAAAGAGGCAGGUGUGCAGAGGUGGUGCAUGCACCUGCCAGUGAGGGAGUGAGGGGCCCUUCCCUGGUGAAGCAGAUGCAACAGAUGGUUGAGACCACACACAUUUCUAUCAAGGUGAAGCUGAGGAGGAGAACUAAAGGAGAAACAUGGGAGGUGGUAAGCAUGCAAGACCCGGAUGAGACUGAGCCAUUUGCCUUUCAGAGACAGGAUGGCUCCAACCACAGAGAGCCACAGACAGACCUUAUGCCCACAACCCAACCUCCUCCCUCUGCUGUUGAUGUGAGCGUAGUUUGUAAACCAGAUGCCCCAAUUCUUCUGCCUGCUACCACCGGCACCCCAAAGCUACCACCUCAGUCCAGUCCCUCCAGUGACAGUCAGCCUCCCUCCAGUGACUGCUUCACCCCAAACCAAAACGACGGUGUUGAGGCAGCCCUGCUACCCCAGCCUCAGGACUCUGUAGAGGAGUCCGACGAGCAGCUAGAGAAGCUGCUGGAGGACAUCAUGAUAGGCCUCAACAUCUUGCCCAACUUGGAGAGAGACUGCAAGGCAUCUCUUCACCCCCAACCAAGCCAUGACAGAGUAGAGAGCAGUUGCCAGGUCCUAGACUCACAGAAUGAGGCAGAGGACAGUCAGAUGCACACUGCUGUCAGUGCAGCAGUGUGUGCGCUUUGCCAGGAUUUGGGGACACAAAGUCAGCAAUCAUCAGCAAAUACAGGUUCCCCCUGUUGUUUCACUGCUCACAACCAGCCAGAUUCAAGCCUGUUUGUACAGCCCAGUGCUGUGCUUCUCCAGCAGCAGCAGUGCUCUGCUCAGUAUCACUCAUCUGUUAUGUCCAUGGGUCACAGAGAUGGGCUGAGCCAGCAGAGCAUGCCACUGACUAAAAGCCAAGAACAUCUACAACCUGAAGAACCAACAACAAGACCGGCCUUACCUUCAGCUCUCUUCUCUGCAGGGCAGAAGCUACAUUACCCAGCAUUCCAGGAAUCAUCUUCACAAGACAAUCAGCACGCCUUUGAGUUUGUACCCCUGAUAACUGGAAAUGAGACACAGUCCUUGCAUACUGUCUUCUUACCUUGCAUGGAUGACUUGGGGCUUCCUCGAUGCCUCUCUCCAUUAGGGCCAUGCACCUCAGCGACAAAGCAUCAUGCUGCCCUCAACAACCCAGCAAACCUUGGUUAUAAAAUUCAGCAGCAGCCCUCUCCACACGUGCAACCUUGGCUCACAGAAAACCCUGGAUCACUACAGUUUCCUCUGAGUGCCAUCACUCACAGAAAAAAUGCAAGCGUGUCUUUAUCGCAAGAUACAAAAUGUAGCUGUUGGACACAGCGAUGCCAGGAACAUCUGGCACCGAAUCCACAGAAUGGGGGGACCUGGACAGAAUCCUGUGCUGUGAAAAAGGUGAAACGUGGCACAACAAUAUGUGCUGGUCAGCAGAAUGGGAAGGGACUGGAAUAUGACCCUAGGAAGAUGAAGGAAAGUUUAAAAUGCAAAGAAGGUGACAUGAUAGGGGAUGCUAUAGCACCUAAAAAGAGAAGGCACCCAAGUCAUUCACAACAUGCUGCCAAUUAUCCCAUUGCAUACAAAAAUGUAAAAGUCAGUGAUGGAACAAUGGGUCAGAUGAACUUGAGCGUUUGUUCAGUCAGUUUGUCAAGCAACAAUGUGCUGGUGAAUGAAAGAGAAAUGGCCGCAUCAUCCAUCACAAGACGACCAGGGGAUUUCUGA
Molecule: messenger RNA, 3267 nt
Organism: Monopterus albus (swamp eel)
Lineage: Eukaryota; Metazoa; Chordata; Actinopteri; Synbranchiformes; Synbranchidae
Exons: 7
Coding region: 484-3267 (927 amino acids)
Biological process (GO): positive regulation of transcription elongation by RNA polymerase II
Molecular function (GO): protein binding
Source: RefSeq, a predicted model, not a curated record